AGCGGACAGGUCCGCCCCGCCGCUCCUCCCGGUCGCCUCUAUCCCGGAAGUUGAUGCCGAGCGCAGAUCGCGUGCAGCUUGUUAGGGGUGGCGGCUGAGAGGUCUGGAAGGGCUGGGCUUGCGAGAGGAUCAACAUGCCUCUGGCUAGAGAUUUAUUACAUCCGUCCUUGGAAGAGGAAAAGAAAAAACAUAAAAAGAAACGCUUAGUGCAAAGUCCAAAUUCUUACUUUAUGGAUGUAAAAUGUCCAGGUUGCUACAAGAUCACCACGGUUUUCAGCCAUGCUCAGACAGUGGUUCUUUGUGUAGGUUGUUCAACAGUGUUGUGCCAGCCUACAGGAGGAAAGGCCAGACUCACAGAAGGGCACGGAUUGAAAAAUUUGACAAAGAUGAAUACAGGACCUAGAGAUCAGAAGUCAGAAAGACAUAAGGAGAUGAAAUGGAUCUGUUAUGGAGAGGCGCCCUCCUUCUACUUCAACCAACUCUGAGAUAUCCUUCUAUUUACUUGUAUACAGCAUUAAGUGAAGAAACACAUUUAGGGCUGAGAAUUACAGAAAAGUCCUUUUAUUAGAGUGUAUAAAAACUUUGAUUUCUCUCUGAAUUUUUCAGAGUUCAGUGGCACACUGGCAAUGUCUAGUACACAUGAUCUAUGGCUGUUGGAACAGAACUCCCCAAUAUGUUAACACUGCAGCCUCCAAAAUGGCUCCCAGUGAUCCCCACCUUCUGGUAUCCACUCCUUGGCGCAGGCCUCUCCCACAUCAAAUCAGGGUUGGUUUCUGUAACCAACACAAUUUGGCAUAAAUGAUGGCAUAUAACUUCCAAGGCUGAAUUACAAAAGACAUUGAGGUGUUUGCCUGUUUCUUCAAUCCCCUGCUCUGAAGGGAAGCCAGAGCACAGGCAAGCAGACCUAUGGAGAGGGCCACGUGGUGAGAAACUGAAACCUCUUGGCCAAAGCCGGGAAGUCACAAAGACCUGUUGCCUAUAGCCACAUGGGUGAAUCAUUUUGGAAUCAGAUUCUCCAGCCCCAGUUGAUCCUUCCCUCAGAUGCCUGAAGCCCCUGCUUACAUCUUGUCUGCAAACUCAUGAGAGCCCUUGAGCUAGAAACACCCAGCAGAGCUGUCCCCAAAUUUCUGAAACAGAAACUGUGAGACAAUACGCUUUGGGGUAAUUUGGUAUGCAGUAAUAGAUCCCUAACACACAUUAUACUACAGAAAAAAGCUCAGACUUUUACACUAUAGACACAGAAGGCCAGAUAUGGUAUGAUUCCAUUUAUAUGAAACAUUCGUAACAGGCAAAUCCAAAGAGAUAGAAAGUAGUUAGCUGAUUACCAGGGGCUGGAGGAACAGAGAAAUGGAGAGCAAAUGCUAAUGAGUACGAGGUUUCUUCUUGGAGUGAAAACGAAUUGGAUAGUGGUAAUGGGUGCAUAAUCUCGUGAAAAUACUAAAAACCACUGAAUUGUACAUGUUAAAGAAUUUUAUGGCAUAUGGACUGUGAAUUAUAUCUGAAUUAUA
Messenger RNA from Callithrix jacchus (white-tufted-ear marmoset), 1508 nucleotides. The record is from RefSeq and is a predicted model, not a curated record. Lineage: Eukaryota; Metazoa; Chordata; Mammalia; Primates; Cebidae.